Fusarium poae is the source of this 525-nucleotide messenger RNA. RefSeq lists its product as uncharacterized. NCBI's taxonomy places the organism in Eukaryota, Fungi, Ascomycota, Sordariomycetes, Hypocreales, Nectriaceae. The transcript has a single exon. Gene Ontology annotation, molecular function: structural constituent of ribosome. The coding region runs from base 1 to 525 and encodes 174 amino acids. Gene Ontology annotation, cellular component: cytosolic large ribosomal subunit; ribosome. The record is from RefSeq and is a predicted model, not a curated record. Gene Ontology annotation, biological process: translation.
AUGACCAGAUGGCUAACACUCUGGAUCCCACAGGUCAACAUUCCCAAGACCCGUAACACCUACUGCAAGGGCAAGGAGUGCCGCAAGCACACCCAGCACAAGGUCACCCAGUACAAGGCUGGAAAGGCCUCCCUGUUCGCCCAGGGUAAGCGUCGAUAUGACCGCAAGCAGUCCGGUUACGGUGGUCAGACCAAGCCCGUCUUCCACAAGAAGGCCAAGACCACCAAGAAGGUUGUCCUUCGAUUGGAGUGUGUCAAGUGCAAGACCAAGCUCCAGUUGGCGCUGAAGCGAUGCAAGCACUUCGAGCUUGGGUACGUGAACUACUGGUACUUCCAAAUUGCGACAAUACUAACAAUGACUACAGUGGUGACAAGAAGACAAAGGGUGCUGCUCUCGUUUUCUAAGUGCUUUGUGUUUGGGGUCUCAGGGUCACCAUUUCUAUGCUUACCUCGGCGGCAUUUGGGCAUCAUGGAUGGACACAGGCGAAAGGAGGUACACGCUCUCGGUUUGAGGCAUGUUUCAUAG